AGAGAGAUGGUGUGUGUAUGUGCGCGCGCGUGUGUGUGUGUGUGUGUGUGUGUGCGCGCGCGCGUGUGUGUGGUGGCGGGGACACUGGGAGAGACCAGCAGAUGGAGUGGGAGGGCUGGAGCCUGAAAUGGGGAGAAUGGGAUUUAGAGACAGGUGUGGAGACAAAGAGCCAGAGGGAAGGGAGGAGCAGGCAGUGGAAGAGGGUGCGAGAUCCCGGUAGACUGAGAUCAGACAACAGGCAGAGGCCAGACAACCCAGACGGAGGAGCGGCGAGAAGCCGACGGGGAGACGGACCUCGAUGUGGGGUCGAGAGAGGAAUGGAGGCCGAGGCGGUCACGAGGACAGAAAGAACAGUAAGACCCCGCCGCCAUGUUCCCGGAGCCCCCAACACCGGGGCCUCCAGCGACCGACACGCCUCCUGACUCGAGUCGCAUCAGCCACGGCCCUGUGCCCCCCUGGGCUCUGGCCACCAUCGUGCUGGUCUCAGCCCUCCUCGUCUUCAGCUGCUGUUUCUGUCUCUACCGGAAGCGUUGUCGGAGGCGGAUGGGCAAGAAGAGCCAGGCUCAAGCCCAGGUCCACCUUCAGGAAGUGAAGGAGCUGGGCCGGAGUUACAUAGACAAGGUGCAGCCAGAAGUGGAGGAGCUGGAGCCGACACCAUCUGGGCCAGGGCAGCAGGUGGCAGAGAAGCAUGAACUAGGACGACUACAGUACUCACUGGAUUAUGAUUUCCAGAGUGGCCAGCUGCUGGUGGGCAUCGUGCAAGCUGAGGGAUUGGCAGCCUUGGACCUAGGUGGCUCCUCUGACCCCUACGUGCGGGUUUACCUGCUGCCAGACAAACGGAGGCGGCACGAGACCAGGGUGCAUCGGCAGACGCUGAACCCACACUUUGGGGAGAACUUUGCCUUCAAGGUCCCCUACGUGGAGCUGGGGGGCAGGGUACUGGUCAUGGCAGUAUACGACUUCGACCGCUUCUCCCGCAACGACUCCAUUGGGGAGGUGCGGGUCCCCAUGAGCUCCGUGGACUUGGGGCGGCCAGUGCUGGCCUGGCGGGAGCUGCAGGCGGCUCCUCGGGAGGAGCAGGAGAAACUAGGUGACAUUUGCUUCUCCCUCCGCUAUGUCCCCACGGCCGGGAAGCUCACCGUCAUCGUCCUGGAGGCUAAAAACCUGAAGAAGAUGGAUGUAGCAGGGCUGUCAGAUCCGUAUGUCAAGGUCCACCUGCUGCAGGGUGGCAAAAAGGUGCGGAAGAAGAAAACGACCAUCAAGAAGAAUACUCUGAACCCCUAUUACAACGAGGCCUUCAGCUUCGAGGUGCCCUGUGACCAGGUCCAGAAGGUUCAGGUGGAGCUGACUGUGCUGGACUAUGACAAGCUGGGCAAGAACGAGGCCAUCGGGAGGGUGGCCGUAGGGGCAGCGGCCGGGGGCGCUGGGCUGCGGCACUGGGCAGACAUGCUGGCCAACCCCCGGCGGCCCAUCGCCCAGUGGCACUCGCUGCGGCCCCCUGACCGAGUGAGGCCACCGCCAGCACCCUGAUACCCACCCUCAAGCCCCUGACCCCAGACUCCUGUCCAAAGCCACGUCCAUGCCCACCUAUAAGCCUUCUCUGAACGCUAACACCCCCCCCACUCUACCCAUUCCUGCCUUCUCCCCAUCCCCAUUAUGCCAAUCAUGAUAACCUGCCAACUCCCCCAAUAUGGCACAUGCCCCAAAGCCCCAGGGACCCCUGGGGGAGGAGGAGAGCAGUCUGGUCUCCCGCCAUCCCAGGGUCUCGCCCUCUGCUUUGACAAUCAGUGAUCCCAGCCUACUAUCCCCUUGGCUCCCAGUAUCCCUUUUCCUGCACAGUAUCACCCACUCCUGUCCCCGGUCUGAUUCCUGCACCGCUCCUGGGACCAAAUAAAUACUCAGCAACUUU
Globicephala melas (long-finned pilot whale) is the source of this 1909-nucleotide messenger RNA. RefSeq names its product synaptotagmin 5 (gene SYT5). Lineage: Eukaryota; Metazoa; Chordata; Mammalia; Artiodactyla; Delphinidae. Gene Ontology annotation, biological process: cellular response to calcium ion; synaptic vesicle endocytosis; calcium ion-regulated exocytosis of neurotransmitter. The record is from RefSeq and is a predicted model, not a curated record. Gene Ontology annotation, cellular component: synaptic vesicle membrane; axon; plasma membrane. Gene Ontology annotation, molecular function: clathrin binding; syntaxin binding; phosphatidylserine binding.